ACAGGAAGUGCGCUGCCGCUGGAUUCGGUGUGAUGAUCGAUUGUCACGGGUCUCUAUGAGAAAGCGCAGUUGCUGCUGUUUGAUCGCUGUCAUCAUGGCAACAAUCCUCUUCAUCAUGUUCAUGUGCGGCUUCAUCCGCUCUCACGCGAGUGUGGCGCUGAGAUCUCGGAGUGAUUUCAGGGUUUCUGGUCGAGUGCUGUAUAAGCUGGACCUCUCCUGGCCCAAAAACCCCGAGCAUUUCAGCGGACAGGUGUUCGGAGUGGCUGUCAAUCACGUGGCCGGUCUGGUGUAUGUGGCUCAGAGAGGUGAUAACAUCCCUAAAGUGCUGGUGUUCAGCACGGAUGGAGACUUCCUGCAGGCCUGGAACACCAGCACUCUGGAAAUGCCUCAUGGGAUUUUCCUGGCCAACGCGUCUGCGGAUCCAACAGUGUGGAUCACGGAUGUCGGGAGUGGGCCGUAUGGACACACGAUUAAGCAGUAUUCUCCAUCAGGGAAGCUCCUGCAGGUUCUGGGAUCUCCUGGGAAAGCCGGAUCGUCUCUCAGUCCGCUCCAGUUUGACCAGCCGGCUGAAAUAUUCAUCCACAGUUCUGGAGAAAUCUACAUAGUGGACGGAGACGGCGGCAUGAACAACCGCCUGAUCAAACUGUCCAGAGAUCUGCAGGUGUUGUGGAUGCAUGGAGAGAAAGGACAGGGACUCGCUCAGUUCUACAUCCCUCACAGCGUGGCCGUCGACAGCUACCAGAGGGUGUGGGUCGCAGACAGAGGAAACAAGCGCAUCCAGGUGUUUAACUCGGUGACGGGCGACUGGCUCGGCUCGUGGGGCAGCUGUUUUAAAGAGGACGCGCCGUACUCCGUCAGACUCACACCGGACCAGAAGUACAUGGUAGUGGCUCAGUUAAACACCAAUCAGGUGACGCUGCUGGAGGCUCCGCCCGUGGGCAUCAUCGGUCAGUGUCAGGUGAUCAGCACCGUACAGCUGGCCGAGGACGUCAAACCGCACCUGGUGGAUCUGGAUCUGAAGACCGCAGCGCUGUAUGUGGCUGAAAUUGGAGCCAAUCAGGCGCAGAGGUUCAUUCCUGUCACAGCCGCCGGUGUUUAGAUGUUCGGAGUCGCUCCCGAUUACAGACAAAUCAGACGUCCGGCGCUGAAACCUGUUGGAUUUGAGGUUGAAACGGUGAGCAGCGCUCGUGAAUAUUUAGUUUACAGUCGCACUACAAUCGGCAUCUGACGGCUUCGUUCAAAUCAGAAAUAUAAUGUUGAUUUCAGAUGAUUUUCAUAAAGGAAUAAAGGGAUCAGAGAAGAUUGAUGUGUUUUCCACAGCACUUUUAUAUUGUUAUUGUGGGUAUGGUGUGGUGAAUAUGUUUAAUCUUGUGAAGUCAUGUGAAUUUAUAUGAUAAUUUAAGCUUUGUAUAUAAAUGUAUAUUUCUAUGUUUUGUCAUCUUGAUCUGUCACGACCCAAAUCUCACAUUUUACAGUUUUGACUUUACAAAGUGAUGCAUGUCGAGAGUUCCUGUGAAGAAUUGUAUUGGUAUCCUGCGACGUGCCAUGAUUUUAUGAUGAUGUUCAUCAUUUUAAUUUGCAGUGAUUGUUUGAUGAGUGUCUGUGGUGAUGGUUGUGGUUUAGUUUAGCAUCAGCUGUUGAUUGUGAUUGAUCAGAUGUGAUUGUGAUUGUCAUGUGACUGAAAUCUAUUAACUGGAGCACAUCAAAUGAAAAUGUUCUGUUUGAAGUCAAUAAACUGAGAUGGGCUUUAA
This is a messenger RNA of Labeo rohita (rohu), 1751 nucleotides long. RefSeq names its product NHL repeat-containing protein 3. The record is from RefSeq and is a predicted model, not a curated record. The coding region runs from base 56 to 1099 and encodes 347 amino acids. Lineage: Eukaryota; Metazoa; Chordata; Actinopteri; Cypriniformes; Cyprinidae. Gene Ontology annotation, molecular function: protein binding; ubiquitin protein ligase activity; translation repressor activity. The transcript is spliced from 7 exons. Gene Ontology annotation, biological process: proteasome-mediated ubiquitin-dependent protein catabolic process; negative regulation of translation; protein polyubiquitination.